GUCAGGGUUGGGGUCAGGGUUAGGGUUAGGGUCUCCUUAGGGCAGGCUGACCACGUGUUUCUCCUCCUCAGGUAUCCAGAAUACCAUCGAACAGGAGGAGAGCCAGAGCAAGACCUCCGCCGACCUGAGGAUACGCAAGACGCAGCACUCCACGCUCUCCCGGAAGUUUGUGGAGGUGAUGUCGGAGUACAACACCACGCAGUCGGACUACCGGGAGCGCUGCAAGGGGCGCAUCCAGAGGCAGCUGGAGAUCACUGGAAGAAACACGACAAAUGACGAGCUGGAGAGCAUGUUGGAGAGCGACAACCCUGCCAUCUUCACCUCGGGGAUCGUCAUGGACAACAUCACGCAGCAGGCUAUGAAUGAGAUCGAGACGCGGCACACGGAGAUCAUCAAGCUGGAGAACAGCAUCCGGGAGCUGCACGACAUGUUCAUGGACAUGGCCAUGCUGGUGGAGAGCCAGGGGGCGCUGGUGGACAACAUAGAGCACAGUGUGCAGGGGGCCACGGAGUACGUGGGCCAAGCCCACCACAACAUCCUGCAGGCCAAGAAGACCCGGAAGACCAGCAAGAGGAAGAUGAUCCUGAUAGGCGUUUGUUUGGCCAUAUGUGUGGUGGUCCUGGUCAUUUCCCUCGCGGCGGGGCUCUCGUAGGCCCCUCGAGGACCCAAAAGCACGGUCCAGGAGCCACAUCACCACCGUGAGGCUCAGAAGGCCCAGGCCAGGACCCCCAGGGUCUCCUGCCUCGCGUCCCCCGUUCAAACACCGGGAGGUGCACUCAAGCUGUGGCACCGAAACAGUAAUGGGCCCUACUCACCUAGCCGCCAUCACGGUGCUAAACGGUAGCUGGUGGUAGGAGGGACCCAGCUAGUGCUUAGAACCAAGACAGAGCCGGGAUGGCCGCUAGGGGUUAAGGUCCAUGAAGGUCUUUUCUCAGAGUCCACCCCGGCUCAGACACUGGGGUUGCUAUUAGCGACCGACUUGGAACCUGGGAGCACGGCAGCUCCGAAGCCAAGAGACACAUCGAUGCAUGUGAUUCUGGGUUUCUGUAGUCAUGUCGUUUGACGCGCUUGUCUUGAACCAGCACUGCGUCUGCUGUUGGCUGUUCUGACAAAGUAGCUCUGACGUGAGUGUGCAGAGUAAGUGUCAGUGUAGGAUCAUCAUGCUUAGGGGGGGGGGGGGGGGGGGGGGAUUUAUACUUCUGUCAAAUUGUCUGGAGGAAUGCGAUGGGAUUGUACGUCACCUCACUACCAAACCAUACGGGGGACUGCGCACAGAGGCUCUGGGGCCUGGGGUCCCUCCAGAGCACGGCCCCCUCUCUAGGGCCUCUGGGCUGGGGUCCCUCCAGAGCACGGCCCCCUCUCUAGGGCCUCUGGGCUGGGGUCCCUCCAGAGCACGGCCCCCUCUCUAGGGCCUCUGGGCUGGGGUCCCUCCAGAGCCCGGCCCCCUCUCUAGGGCCUCUGGGCUGGGGUCCCUCCAGAGCCCGGCCCCCUCUCUAGGGCCUCACAGACCCGACCCCACCAGGGGCCGUGGACCAGGAGCACACAGAGCCAGGUCGAGUUCGGAGGCCCUGCAGAUUGUCAACCUUUUGGAGCCACCGAUCUGUUUGUCACGCCAUUUCAGAGCCACAUAAAGAGAAUGGCGGCCCCUCUGCCCGUCACAGACCGGACGGGGGUCCCGGUCACGGCCGUCUGCAUGGUGUUCUCGUGAUGCAUGUUGUGGGCAGUCCAUUUGCAAAGCUCUGCAUGCUCACUGCAUGAUGCAAUUCAGUAACAUAGGAAGCCAGGGAACCGGAAACAGGAAGCCACGGAAACAGGAAACAGGAAACAGGAAGCCACACAAAUACUAAGAGAACAAUUCAGUAGAAGCGAUUAUUUGUUUCAAUCCAGCGUUGACAUUCACAGCUUUAAAAAAUAUUUGAAUUGCCUUUAUUGUGUUCAAUUUUAAAAUACAAUCAAAGCAUUAAAAGUAAUUUGUUUCACUGCAUGAAAAUGACUAAAGACAGUUAAUAUAAUUAUUUUGUAUUCCCUAUAAUACCCCCAUUUACCUUCCAAUAAGGAGCCUGGUUAACCGACUUACAAUUAUCCUCGCCAAUGUAUAUAUUUUUAUGGGUACUAAUAUCAAAUAGGAUAUAAUUAUACCGCAGUGGCUGCAUUGUGCAUGAUAUGGUGUUCCAUGCUGUAACAUACGUUUCCAACUACUAAUGUGUGGAUUUCUCUUUUCUCUCCCAACCCGCUGCCCUUGAUGACGUGUUUUAACCAAAUCGUAACAAUCGUGCAGAAGAAAAUCAUGAUUAUCAUCUGCUGUGUGGUGCUGGGAAUAGUGAUAGCCUCUGUGGUCGGGGGCACGCUGGCCUGAACCGACAACUCUGCCUUCCCGGCCUGCCUCCUGUGCACACACACACGCGCGCACACACACACACACACACACACACACACACACACACACACACACACACACACACACACACACACACACACACACACACACACACACACACACACACACACACACACACACACACACACACACACACACACACACACACACACACACACACACAAAACAACACCAACAUCCCACACUCACUCACUCACUCAUUUGCAAAAAAAGGCCAAACAUCCACUCUUGAGUUGCGUGCUUUCUGGCUGAGUUCUGUGAUCAGAAGGUGGCAGAUAGACAGCCCCACCGCGGCCUCCCAGCGGACCUGCUCCUGCAUGCCUUUCUCUUUGGUAAAUGUUGGUGCUGCAAAAUGUUUAAUCGGAGUGUUGAGUGUUGUCAAAAGAUGUGAAGGUGUUUCUAAAAGUGGAUCCUUCGAGGGAAAAAUAAAGAACAAAAUGUUGUUCAAAUUGACCAUCCCAUCACCUGACUUCCAAGCGGGCCGUUAGGGGGUCUACUUUGGGUUGCCGAGGACAGGCAGUUGUUAACCCUCAGUGUUUGAUUAACCAGGUUGAAUUAUAAACAUCCACUCAGUUCUGGGUCUACUUACCGCAUCGCAGAAGUUUCCUCUCUCCGUUGUCCUCCCUGCUGAAUCCCUGCAUGGUUAAGUGGUGUAAUGUAUCCACAUGUAGGAUGGGUUAUGGAUCUGCUGCGGGACGCUACUGACCACGCUGCCAAACCUCCCUUCCUGAGUGAGGUAGUCACUUAACGUGUUGCCCAUUUGGCCUUACCAGCUAAAACCGCAUCAGAGUGAUUCUCGGAUGUCGAAUGUGUGAGUCAACGUAUACGUGUGCGAGUGUGCGAGUGUGACAUUGUGCGCGUGUGCUUGUGUGUGUUCAUUGGUAUGUGUUUGGCUGUUGCGUGUGGUUGUGACUAGCCGUCGCGGUCUGUUCUGUUCAACAUGAACGUUCCUUCACAGAUAUGAAGCUCAGUAACCUUGCCGACACGUUCAAAAGAAAUAGGAAAAUAUGUUAAAUAGCCUAUCUUUAGUUUAGCUACAAAAGUUGUAAUGAUCAUAUGCACAUUAUCAUGGGGACGUGUGUCCAUCCUCUGUUCUUAUUUAUUCUGGUGUUUUUUUUUAUUAUUGUUGAAUGAGCUCACUCAUUGCAUCAACACACUCAGCCAAUUGUCAGCAUGAGGUCUAGUUGGUGGCUGUAAAAGGCUCAGAUAUCAGUUAUCACAAUCUGGCGACAGUGAAACUACUAAGACAUGUUACCGUGAUGCCUACUCAACGUGUGGCCUUUGUGCUGUGAUGGUUUGGUUUUAUUUGUUUACUUCUAAUGUAUAUUUAUGUUGUACUAUUUUUUUAAUAAAGUUUGUCUCAAAAAGAACCACAGAUUUUGUGUAACUCUCCAUUUAAUUAUUAUACAUAAACAUAACGACUGUUAUGAAAUGGAUCAAAGCACAUCAUGUAAAGUAUGAUGCUACGCAGGGACGCGGAAGUGGGGGUGAUUAGGGGUGCUGCAGCACCCCCUCCCCCUGGUGGCCCCUGGCUGUAACUGCAAGUGAAAACGUUUUCUGAACAAAUCAAUUCUUUUUUUUUUUUGCAUAAUUUUAUCAUACAACAUGAUUUUUCAUUAAAUUAUUGACGUCCCCCCUUUAUGAUAUUUAUCAUAUUAUCAUUUCAUUUUAUUUAGAACAUUGUCUGUGUAGGCUGACGUAGGCUAUGACGCACAACGCAGAACUGUCCACAGCUGAAUAUGGUACUAUGCUGAUUUUACAUAAGCAUGUUGGUGUACAACAUCUGUUGAAGUGAACAUUCUAAAACUGGUGUAAAAUGUUGCCGCCAUAUUAAUAGACACGUUGAAUGUUAUCGCUUUGAUUCUGGCAUCCCGCACGUAAACUGGUUGGCAAAAAAAGAGCAAAGACGGACGGUUCACUUGACGGAGAAACCGUCACUUUCCUCAUAUCAGACAACUCGUAACUUUGGAGGAAAAUGAAGGCUUUCUUUUAUUGUCCCUUUCCUUUGUAAACCUUUAGAAAUAACCUCCUGAAUCCUUGUUAUAACGCUGUGUAUAAUCCCGGACCGCAACAGCCUGUCGGCACGUUGUUAGUGUGUGAAAUUCAGCACAGUAUCAGCCGAGUUGACUCUAAUUUCCACAUUGUUUACUUGCUAACGUUUGUGAAUAACUGGCUAGUUGGCAGAACACUUUUUACACACCAGUAGAGUGUUUAUCAGAGCGGGGCCCUGAAUGUGACGUCACCCGUCAUCUCGUCUCUGUAAACAAUGGAUGUUGCGCAGCAAUUAUUAUGACGUCAUUAUAUAGACUCUCUCUCAGCACCCCCCCCCCCUCGGACUGACUUCCCGCGUCCCUGGUGUUACCCCCUAUGUUUUAUUCGACACAUUUCGAGUGUUACCCCUUAUGGGCUUUUCAUGACGACAGAUAAAAAACGACAGUGUUACCCUUUACGUUUCAUUUGAUAAAAACGACAGUGUUACCCCUUAUAUUUUAUUUGACAAGGACAAAUCUUUUUUUUUUUUUUUUAAUAUGUCUUUAUUCAUGACGACCAAUAAAAUACGACAGUGUUACCCCUUAUAUUUUAUUUGACAAAGACAACAGAGUUACCCCCUAUGUUUUUUUUCAUGACGACCAAUAAAAAACAACAGUGUUACCCCUUAUGUUUUUAUUCAUGACGACUAAUAAAAAAACAACACUGUUAACCCUUAUGUUUUUAUUCAUGACGACCAAUAAAAAAACAACAGUGUUACCUCUUAUGUUUUUUUUCAUGAUGACCAAUAAAAAACAACAGUGUUACCCCUUAUGGUUUUUUUCAUGACGACCAAAGAAAAACGACAGUGUCACCCCUCAUGUUUCGUUUGAUAAAAACGACAGUGUUACACCUCAUGUUUCAUUUGAUAAAUAUCGACAGCGUUACCCCUUAUGUUUAUUUCAUGACAAUACACAAUAAUCAAUGAUCAAUAAAGAGGAUGUACAUGACAUUAAAAUGUAUGUGUGUAUUUCUAUUAUUUCCCUUAUGUUUAUUUUCAUGACGACCAAUAAAAAACGACAGUGUUACCCCUUAUAUUUUAUUUGACAAAGACAACAGUGUUACCCUUUAUGUUUUUUUUCAUGACGACCAAUAAAAAACAACAGUGUUACCCCUUAUGUUUUUUUUCAUGACGACCAAUAAAAAACAACAGUGUUACCCCUUAUCUUUUUUUUCAUGACGACCAAUAAAAAACAACAGUGUUACCCCCUAUGUUUUAUUUGAUAAAUAUCGAAAGUGUUACCCCUUAUGUUUAUUUCAUGACGGCCGAUAAAAAACGACCGAGUUACCCCUCAUGGUUUUUCCAUGUUGACCAAUAAAAAACAACA
This is a messenger RNA of Gadus macrocephalus (Pacific cod), 5754 nucleotides long. Its product is annotated as syntaxin-1A-like. The transcript is spliced from 6 exons. The record is from RefSeq and is a predicted model, not a curated record. Gene Ontology annotation, cellular component: synaptic vesicle; endomembrane system; plasma membrane. Gene Ontology annotation, biological process: intracellular protein transport; exocytosis; synaptic vesicle fusion to presynaptic active zone membrane. Lineage: Eukaryota; Metazoa; Chordata; Actinopteri; Gadiformes; Gadidae. Bases 179 to 652 code for a protein of 157 amino acids. Gene Ontology annotation, molecular function: SNAP receptor activity; SNARE binding.